UACCUCGAGCAAAUUUAACUUUUCAGUAAGUGUCAUCAACGAUUUUAAGAAAAUGCAGUUACGUUCUAUCCUUCUGCUUGUUGGAAUCUGCGCCCUGGCCGUUGGUGUUGGGAUCGGGGUAAUUAUCGGUUACUUCAGUCACAGCAGGGAUUCGAACCCCAAGCCAAGACUUGCUGAUGAAAAUAUCGCAGAGAGGAUAAUGAAGGAGAUAAGCAAGGAGAAUAUACGAGAUAACCUAAGGUAUUACGCGCGGAAACCUCACGUAGCAGGGACGCCAGCUGACAGGGAAGGUGCAGAAGAUAUCAAACAGGCUUGGCUAGACCAGGGCCUGGACACGGUUAGACUGGUCCCAUAUCAGGUCUAUCUUCAACAUCCACCACCUCCUGAGGACGAAGAAAAGGCUAAUAAGGUUCAGGUGAUAAACUCUAGCACCGGAGAAGUCAUCUAUAACACCCCACUCAGAGCAGAUCCGUUCGAUGAAGAUGAACUCCUUCAGCCGGGUAUACCUCCUCCAUACAUGGCCUUUUCGGGGACAGGUGAUGUGAUGGGUGAUCUGGUGUAUGUUCACUACGGAGCGAAGGAAGACUAUGAAUUAAUACUGAAUGAACUGGACCCAACCAUGAACUUUACAGGAAGGAUUGCAAUUUGCAGACAAGGAGGGACGUCUCGUUAUGAAAAGGCAGCAGUAGCCCAGCGCUAUGGUAUCAUUGGCGUCAUCUUGUUCAGUGAUCCCUAUGACUACUCAGUACCCCAAGACGAAGGAUUACCAUACCCUAACGGAAAGUUUCUACCGGGUUCCGCCACGCAGCGGGGAGCUUUGCUUCGAGAGAUAGGUGAUCCACUAACACACGGCUAUCCUGCUAAAGAAUUUGCCUUUCGGAUAUCGCGAAAUGAAACCGACUUGCCUCGGAUACCGGUUCAUCCUAUCGGUUUUCACGAUGCCGAAAAACUAUUACAAGCAAUGGGUGGUGCUUCCGUUCCUCAUUACUGGAAAGGUGGCCUGAAUGCACAUUACACACUUGGACCAGGUUUCACCGGACCGAAUCAAGGAAACCAAGUGAGAUUGGUGGUAAACUCUGUAUCAGGACUGUAUACAACAUAUAACACGGUGGGAUUCUUACGAGGCGAGAUAGAACCAGAUCGUUACGUCAUCAUCGGCAAUCAUCGAGAUGCUUGGGGACUCGGCUCUAUUGAUCCUACAAGCGGAACAGCAACUCUCCUUGAGAUAUCAAGGGUCUUUGGAAUGCUCAAGAAAGAAGGUUGGAGACCUAGAAGAACUUUGGUGUUCUGUUCAUGGGGUGCUGAAGAGUUUGGAAUGUUCGGUUCGGUAGAAUGGACAGAGGAGUUCGGCAACAUACUCACGGAGAGGACUGUAGCGUACGUCAAUUUGGACAUAGCUGUUGCAGAUACACAUGUCUUGUAUGCUUCAGCAUCACCAAAUCUGCGUCAAGUCAUCUAUGAGGCUACUAAAAAAGUUCCGGACCCAGAUCCAUUGGAUAACCGAAAAACCGUUUAUGACACAAUGUUAGAGCGGAACCCGGAUUAUGAGCCUGACUUACCAUUUAUAAAUCUUUUAGUUGAUGGAAGCGACGACUACGCUUUUGAAAAGAGGCUGGGAAUAUCGUGUAUCAGUGGUUACUACAUAUAUGAUACGAGCACACUACCUAUAUUAUUUUACUCUCUUUACCACACCCAAUAUGAGACGAUCAGAUUGAUGGAAACGUAUAUCGACCCCGACUAUCGAUAUCAUCAAGCAGUCGGGAGAGUAUUCGCUGAGAUGACGCGCAUCCUAUCAGAUAGCGUGGUGUUGCCGUUCGAUAGUUAUGGAUAUUACCAAGAAGUCGAGAAUAUGUUUUAUUAUCUGGGAAACUCCACACAAUCGAUGGAUAUCGCAGAACGAGGAGUAUCUUUAGAAUCUCUUGACAGAGCAAUUGGUGAACUGUUGGAAAACACAUUGGAAUUUCAAAAGAGAGUAGAGAGCGUUGACACAAAAAGUGACUUGGCUGUCCGGCAAAUCAACGACCAGAUGAUGUUUCUAAGCAGGGCAUUUCUCGGAGAACUCCCGGGUAACAAACAAGAUAGGCAUCUAUUAUUUUCACCUCGGGUCACCAUACCCUUAAGUACUGAAGACGUACCCUACACUUUUCCUGGACUCCUCGACGCCUUACAUCACAUCAGUGACGCUCCUGACCAGGAACAACGAUGGAGAGUUGUAGAACAGCAUAUCGCCGUUUUAACUCACGCUAUAGAAGCAGCUAGCUCUGUAUUGAAGGAUGUUACGUCAUGGUGACGUCAAUUGAUAUGUCAUUUUAUUGAAAUGAUGCAGAUUGGCAACAAUGGUUGAGGGUUUCGUCCCAUGGAAGGUAGCUAUAUAG
Lytechinus variegatus (green sea urchin) is the source of this 2375-nucleotide messenger RNA. Its product is annotated as N-acetylated-alpha-linked acidic dipeptidase 2-like. NCBI's taxonomy places the organism in Eukaryota, Metazoa, Echinodermata, Echinoidea, Temnopleuroida, Toxopneustidae. Gene Ontology annotation, molecular function: carboxypeptidase activity. Bases 53 to 2290 code for a protein of 745 amino acids. The transcript has 18 exons. The record is from RefSeq and is a predicted model, not a curated record.